Messenger RNA from Suillus bovinus, 854 nucleotides. RefSeq lists its product as uncharacterized. Lineage: Eukaryota; Fungi; Basidiomycota; Agaricomycetes; Boletales; Suillaceae. The record is from RefSeq and is a predicted model, not a curated record. The transcript has a single exon. Bases 88 to 822 code for a protein of 244 amino acids.
GUAAGCUUGACGUGUCACACAGCCUGACUUGUGCAACUUGAAACUCGAGAUCCAAGCAAUCCAGCUUCCAUAGCAUAUACAGCAGCCAUGGAUCCGGCAGACAUUCCACUACCAGCUUUUCUAAACCCCCUGCUUGACUUCCUCGCCGACCAGCUUCCCCCACCUCUGUAUUCAUUUCUGCUCUCAUUUCUCUCGCACUCGCUUGCAUUAUUCACAGCACUUCUUUCACUAAUCUCAUCCCUAAUCUCAUCCAAACCGUGGCAAUGGGACGCACAAACCAUUCUUCCCCCUCUUAUCAGCUUUUUUGCUGCAUAUCUCGCACUAGUCAGCCUAUACAGGACCACCAGUUGGAUGGUUAGAACCAGUAUCUGGUUCAUCAAGUGGGGAACUAUCUUUGGAGCGCUCACUGCAGGGCUAGGGUGGUACAUGGGGCAGAACGCGGGUGUUGGAAGCACAAGCAUCGUCUCUAGCUUAGCUGGACUCGUCUCGGAUGUGCUUAAUGGACAACCCCAAUCCAAUCCCAGCACUCAGCGUUCAUCGCAGUCAUCUAAGACGCGUGCGCAACGCAAGUCAAAUGACCGUCCCAGAUCGUGGGAGUCCUUUGAGAAGCACAAGCAAUGGCAGUAUCAGGAACGCGACGGGAAUCAGGAAGGGAAUGAUGCCCAGAAGAUUAUGUCAAACAUUGCCAAGGCUGUCAAUCGCUUACUAGCGGAAGGUGGAUGGUGGGACGUAGCCCAGGGGAUUUUUGACGGGCCGACUUCCGAGGAUAAAGGCACUACUAGUAGUGACGACAGCACAGGGAAGAAGAGUAGGAGUCGGUGAUACUUUUUCGAGCGCAGGCAUACUUAUUAUAU